Messenger RNA from Limulus polyphemus (Atlantic horseshoe crab), 1886 nucleotides. Its product is annotated as sulfotransferase 1C2-like. Gene Ontology annotation, cellular component: cytoplasm. Gene Ontology annotation, molecular function: sulfotransferase activity. Lineage: Eukaryota; Metazoa; Arthropoda; Merostomata; Xiphosura; Limulidae. The record is from RefSeq and is a predicted model, not a curated record. Bases 101 to 1069 code for a protein of 322 amino acids. The transcript is spliced from 2 exons. Gene Ontology annotation, biological process: sulfation.
UGGCGGCAUCCUUUGGGCAGCAGUAGAAUUACAGAACUAGCUGUACAGCCAGACUCAGUAUUUUCUAAAUAAUUCACUUGGAAAUUCUUCGUCAGGUAAAAUGACCCAAGUCAGGAAAAAGCCUGUGUAUCAAGAUAUUUUUGGCUUGCCAAUGAAUAUAUCCUUUUCUCCUGAAUGCGUGAGAGGUACUAUCCAAUAUAAACCUAGGGAUGAUGACAUCUUUAUCGUAACUUUUCCGAAAUGUGGAACAACCUGGACACAACAUAUUGUACACAAUAUUUUAAGCAAAGGGGAGCCUUUCGAAAGUUUUGAAGAUUUCCAAAUACGUUCUCCCUUUAUGGAGAUGUUAGGGCCUAAAACUGCAGAAGUCAUGCCACGUCCCCGAGCCAUUAAAACACACCUGCCGUUCCAUUUGAACCCUUAUUCUCCUAAAGCCAAAUACAUCUAUGUAGCUAGAAACCCUAAAGACUGCUGUGUUUCCUUUUACCAUCACACGAAGAUGUUUCCAGAGUAUCAGUUUACAGAUGGAAGUUUUGACGAUUUCUUUGAGGUAUUCAUGAAUGGCGAAAAUGACUGGGGUGAUUAUUUUGAUCAUCUUUUAUCCUGGUAUGAACACAGACUUGAUUCUAACGUCUUGUUCAUCACUUACGAGGAAAUGAAAGCUGACACACGAGCUGCUAUCUUAAAGAUUGCUAGUUUUCUGGAUCAAACGUAUAAAGAUUUAUUGGAAUCUGAUGAAAAACUGAUCGAUAAGAUUCUUUACCAGACAAGCUCAGAUUACAUGCGAAAACAUUUGAAUGAACAAAUGGAAAAUUUUUAUUGCAACCCUGUUUUCCAUCGGAAUGAAACUCCCGAAGGAAUUAAAUAUAUUAACGAGUACUUUAAAAACCAAAAGAUAGAAAUGCCCAAUGAAAUGAAAUUCGUCAGAAAGGCAGCUGUUGGUGACUGGAAAAAUUAUUUUUCUGCUGCUCAAUCAAAGCUGAUGAUGGAAAGGUUCAAGGAAAAAACUAGAGGAACAGACAUUGCUAAUCUAUGGCCUGAUAUGUUUACAGAUGUAACUGGAAACUAACAUAAUAUGAAAGGAUAAAUUCAAUAAGAAAUAUAGUUUAGUGUAUUGCGAACGUUAUGAAGAUUGUUAUAACCCCAUGAGCAAAGUUAAUUACGUCAUUAAUUUACACAUUAUUCUGACAUAUAACCGCUAAGUUAUAUUGAGGGUGUGAAUUUAUUUUAACGAGUGUGUAUUGUUGAAAGGAAUGUUUUAAAUUCUUCAUCCUCUAAUUUAAAAUAUAUAAUUUAGAUUUUAUCUUACGUUGGAUAUUUAAAUUGGAGAAAGAAAAUAUAGAUUAAGGUUAAUAUGGCUUCACUGCUUGUAUAUUUAUAAAAUUGUCAAAUUUUGAUUUGUUAAGAAGAAGUUCGGAAAUCCAAAAAUUGUCAAUUAAAUUCUAAAAAUUAAUAAGACAUAAAUAAAUUGUUGUAGGCACAUAAUAUCAGUAACUGUUAUUGUUAUUUUCUGCUUUUGAUGUUAUUUUUCACUUGAAACAUAAAUUUAAAAUGUAUUGAUUUGUGUUUACCUUGGCAACGUUACUUAAUUUUAAACUAAUACUUUAUUUUAGUUUUAACAUAAUCUAAUGCAUAAAAUUAUUCAAUCGUUUAUUAAUUAUUAUAUAAUAAAUUAUAUUAUAUAGGCAUUGACAGUAACAUUCGAUAUUUUACUAAUGCAAAAUAAAUAUCGUAAAUAAUGAUAAGUAGAAUAACGCAAAUCAUCCCUAUAGACUAUAUAUUCAUCUAAUAAGAAAAGCCGAGAUGUUACAUGUUUGUGUCCCCAUCUGUUGGUUUUAUAGUGAACUAUAAUGCUAUUGCGGAUCAAUAAAAUUUUGUAAAAAUCA